GGGAGGAGAGAGAGGGAGAGGGAGAGCGUGAGCGCGCGCAAGCUAGCGAGCAAAGCAGAGAGACGAGAGGGACCAGGAGAGAGACCCAGAGAAAGAGAAGAGGAAGCCGAGCUCUGUGAGGACUCAAUCUCCAACUUGUUUCAAUACAUUCAUCCUUCUCUUCUCUCCGCUUCGGGGAAGUGACUGUGGCGCUUGAUCUCACAGGUCUCUCCAAGUUGUUGCCUAAGAAGAUGAUAGUCACACAAAUGAGUCACUUCUACACAAUCAUCCUUGGGCUUCUUUUCCUGAUUAAUAUUUUUCCUGGAACAACUGGCCAAGGGGAAUCAAGACGACAAGAACCUGGGGAUUUUGUGAAGCAGGAUAUUGGCGGACUCUCUCCUAAGCAUGCCCCAGAUAUUCCUGAUGACAGCACUGACAACAUCACUAUAUUCACCAGAAUCUUAGAUCGUCUUCUGGAUGGCUAUGACAACCGACUACGACCUGGGCUUGGAGAUGCGGUGACUGAAGUGAAGACUGAUAUCUAUGUGACCAGUUUUGGCCCCGUGUCAGACACUGACAUGGAGUACACCAUUGAUGUAUUUUUUCGACAGACAUGGCAUGAUGAAAGACUAAAAUUUGAUGGACCCAUGAAGAUUCUUCCACUGAACAAUCUCCUGGCUAGUAAGAUCUGGACCCCUGACACCUUCUUUCAUAAUGGCAAGAAAUCAGUAGCCCAUAACAUGACCACACCUAACAAGCUGCUCAGACUGGUGGACAAUGGAACCCUCCUCUACACAAUGAGGUUAACAAUUCAUGCUGAGUGCCCCAUGCAUUUGGAAGAUUUUCCUAUGGAUGUACAUGCCUGCCCACUGAAGUUUGGAAGCUAUGCCUAUACAACAGCUGAAGUGGUUUAUUCCUGGACUCUUGGGAAGAACAAAUCUGUGGAAGUAGCGCAGGACGGCUCCCGCCUGAAUCAGUAUGACCUGCUGGGCCAUGUUGUUGGGACAGAGAUAAUCCGGUCUAGUACAGGAGAAUAUGUCGUCAUGACAACCCACUUUCAUCUCAAACGAAAAAUUGGCUACUUUGUGAUCCAGACUUACUUGCCAUGUAUCAUGACUGUCAUUCUGUCACAAGUGUCUUUCUGGCUCAACAGAGAAUCUGUCCCUGCCCGCACGGUCUUUGGUGUCACCACUGUUCUCACCAUGACCACUUUGAGUAUCAGUGCCAGAAACUCCUUACCUAAAGUGGCAUACGCGACGGCCAUGGAUUGGUUCAUAGCCGUCUGUUAUGCCUUUGUAUUUUCUGCGCUGAUUGAAUUUGCCACUGUUAACUACUUCACCAAGCGGAGUUGGGCUUGGGAAGGCAAGAAGGUGCCGGAGGCCCUGGAGAUGAAGAAGAAAACACCAGCAGCCCCAACAAAGAAAACCAGCACCACCUUCAACAUCGUGGGAACCACCUAUCCCAUCAAUCUGGCCAAGGACACUGAGUUCUCUACCAUCUCCAAGGGCGCUGCUCCCAGUGCCUCCUCAACCCCAACAAUUAUUGCUUCACCCAAGACCACCUACGUGCAGGACAUCCCGACUGAGACCAAGACCUACAACAGUGUCAGCAAGGUUGACAAAAUUUCCCGCAUCAUCUUUCCUGUGCUUUUUGCCAUUUUUAAUCUGGUCUACUGGGCCACCUAUGUCAACCGGGAGUCAGCUAUCAAGGGCAUGAUCCGCAAACACUAGAUAGUGGUGAUGCAGCAACCAGAGCACUGUAUACCUUAGGAAGCAUCCAGGCACCCAAACCCCAGGGGUCCCCUUUCUGUGUUUCAGGAUUCUUCUUUUUAACUAUCAAGUUGUGACUCUCAAUUCAUAUUUAUGAAUCUCAAUGAAAAAAUAAUAACAAAAAUUACUUGUCCCUCUGACAUUGCUGAGUAUACCCUCAUCAGAGCCAAACACUGCCAUUUGUUCAGUUGCUCAUCUUAGCCUGCCAGUCUCCCCCAGCUGAGGGCACUGCAUGUAUUUUAUUGCACUCUGCCCACUGCAGAAAGAAUAGGAGACUCUACUACCUAUAGUGGGAGCCUUGGCUAUUUGAGUGGUCCAGACCAAGGAGGAUUAUUGACUGGUCCAGAUCAGAUGAUUCUGACUCACCUGGGAGACAGGCUAUCCCAUGUGGUCCUGGCUUGCCAUUUCCUUUUGCCCAGUAGGCAAAAAGGUACUGAUAGCAAAGGCAGGAGCCAGUGCCAACCUCUAAACUUGGCCCCAGCCUCUUUAUUGGCUUGGAGGUUAGUGGGGACAGUUGAGGCUCACCACUGUCAAUAAUAUAUUGCCAAAACAGAUAGAACCAACUAUACCAGCCUGGCCCCAAGAUGGCUGAUGCUCUGUCGUGUUCAGCCCCUCAGGAAAAUAGUAUCUUUCUUGGUAUAUCUCUCCUUCAGGAAAGCCCUUUGACACCACCGCCCCCAUCUCCUAGGCCUUGUAGCCAGCUGGACACUGCUUAGUUUGGACUCAUUACUGCCUGCAAAUUCUUCAGGAAAAGGAUCAAGUAUUUUUGUAAUUUAUACUAAAAAGGGACAAACAGAAACAAAAAGAUCUAGAUCAAAUGCCUACACAAUAUUUUUUUUUAAAUUAGAUCAGAAAGUUAUCUUCCUACAAAAGUAACUAGUCAAAUACUGGAUGGGGCAAGAGAUUUGAGCUGGGUGGUAAAAGCUUAAAGUCUGGUUCAAAAGAGAAGGCCAAUGGAAAGUAAAAGUCAAAUUCUUCCUUCCAUGCCCUCUAAACCUUAAAUGCUAUCCCAGGCCUAAGAACUCUGUUCUCACUAUGUCAGUGAACUCUGAUCCUCUGUUGAUGGCAAUUCUUAGAGGGGUGAAUUGGAAUCUAGUUGAUUUUUUAGUCAAGUGAAUCACUAUUACCAGUUUGCUAAUGUAUUAUUUAGGGGCCAUUUGAUCUCAUUUGUUCUUAAUGUAGUAUAAUUGUAAAAAUUUGUAUAAGGUAGAUAAACUGAGUCUCAAAUGUUUGAAUGACUUGCCUGGGCACCUUACAAGUGUCUGAAAUAAAGAACUAUAAUGGGUCUCUUUCCAAAGACCAAAAUGAAGACAGGACUGAAAAGCCAGGUCCACUUGACCUCUGAAUCAGGACAACCUCAACAGUCCUGCUGACUCCUGAAUACAGUUUGGCUGGACACCAAAAAGAUUUGUAGAAAGAAGUGAUAAUAUGUCCAAGGAGACCACUUCUAAUAGUCAUGGCUCAAUGGAAUGAUACUGUGUAAGAUGGCAGUCCCAGCCACUAGUCUAGAGUAACCUAGAAGCUCAAAGUAAAGCAACGAUGGCACCAAAAUCAGACUCCCCCUGUCCACUCCCUAAGCAAAGCUCCUAAGGGAUCUAUCAUUAGCCACUGGUUGCUUUUGUACCCAUUCUUCUCCCCCAUCCCCCGCUUCCUUGCCAUUGCUGGGAUAAUGCAUGCCAGUCCCAUUAUUUCUAAGAGUAUGUCUGUAGGCAAAUUCAUGACUAGAUGAGUGUAGUGUUGUGGAUAUGUGGGGUUGGGGGGUGGUGGGGUGGGUGGGGCUGUUAAUGAUCGUCUAAAGGAGUUUAGAAUGAAAGCCUGACCUUUGCCUUUCUGUAGAAAUUGUGUUUCCAAAUGCUUUGGUGCAAUGUUUAGCGGCUGUUUAUUAAACUUCUGAAUUGUACUCAGA
Molecule: messenger RNA, 3654 nt
Organism: Canis lupus familiaris (dog)
Lineage: Eukaryota; Metazoa; Chordata; Mammalia; Carnivora; Canidae
Gene: GABRA3
Product: gamma-aminobutyric acid type A receptor subunit alpha3
Exons: 10
Coding region: 231-1709 (492 amino acids)
Biological process (GO): chloride transport; regulation of postsynaptic membrane potential; nervous system process
Cellular component (GO): synapse; GABA-A receptor complex; dendrite membrane
Molecular function (GO): transmitter-gated monoatomic ion channel activity involved in regulation of postsynaptic membrane potential; inhibitory extracellular ligand-gated monoatomic ion channel activity; GABA-A receptor activity
Source: RefSeq, a predicted model, not a curated record